Tympanuchus pallidicinctus (lesser prairie-chicken) is the source of this 2479-nucleotide messenger RNA. It is a transcript of the gene ACSF2, whose product is annotated as acyl-CoA synthetase family member 2. NCBI's taxonomy places the organism in Eukaryota, Metazoa, Chordata, Aves, Galliformes, Phasianidae. The coding region runs from base 80 to 1876 and encodes 598 amino acids. Gene Ontology annotation, molecular function: medium-chain fatty acid-CoA ligase activity. The record is from RefSeq and is a predicted model, not a curated record. The transcript has 17 exons. Gene Ontology annotation, biological process: fatty acid metabolic process.
GCACCGCCCCCGCCGGAGCUGCGUACGGAGCGGAGCGGGAAGGCGGCCCGGCCCCCCCGGUUCUGCCGUCGCCGCACUCAUGGCCACCGCCGCGCUGCUCGCUGCUCUGCCCCGCCGAGGGCUGCUCCGCCUGAGCGCGCGUGUCCUGCACACGAGGACACUUUCUGCAUCCCAUAGGGUGACCGACAGCUAUGUCCAGGGGACCUUAGACAUUCCUCUGAUCAACAAAACCGUGGGCCAAUGCCUGGAUGAGGCAGCGGAGCGGUUUCCCCACCGUGACGCCUUCGUUUUCCACCGAGACGGAGUUCGGAAAACGUUUGCUCAGUUCAAAGGGGAGGUAGACCAAGCAGCAGCUGGACUUCUUGCUCUUGGCCUGAAGAAGGGAGACAGGCUAGGAAUGUGGGGUCCCAAUAAAUAUGAGUGGGUUCUCAUGCAGUUUGCAACAGCCCAGGCAGGAAUCAUCCUGGUAUCUGUGAAUCCAGCCUAUCAGGCCCGUGAGCUGGAGUUUGUGGUCAGGAAGGUUGGCUGCAAGGCACUGGUCUUUCCUGCUCAUUUUAAAUCGCAGAAGUACUAUGAUAUUCUAAAGCAGUCAUGUCCUGAAGUGGAAAACUCCAGUCCAGGGGGAAUAAAGAGCAAAAGGAAUGGAGUCUUAUCCAAAGCAGACAGGCUACCUGACCUAUCUACUGUCAUUAUGUUGGACUCCAAGCUGCCUGGUACCUUUCACAUGGACGAAGUGAUGCAGGCUGGGGACAGCAGCCAUAUGAAGCAGUUAAGAGCCUUGCAGCAGACCCUGUCCUGCAAUGAACCGGUCAACAUCCAGUUCACUUCAGGGACAACAGGGAGCCCCAAAGGAGCCACGCUGUCUCACAGAAACAUUGUGAACAAUGCCAACCUGAUCGGGGUGAGGCUGGGGAUCACAGAGCAGGACCACCGCGUCUGCAUCCCCGCGCCCCUCUACCACUGCCUGGCGUCGGUGGGAGGCUGCAUGGUGUCGGCGCUGCACGGCUCCUCCUGCAUCUUCUCAGCCCCCAGCUUCGAGGGGAAGGCGACGCUGGAGGCGGUGUCUCAAGAGAAAUGCUCCUUCUUACUCGGCACGCCAACCAUGUUCAUAGACAUGCUCUCCCAGCCGGACUUUGACUCCUACGACCUUUCGACUCUCCGUGGAGGAAUCAUUGCAGGUUCCCCUGUUCCCCCCGAGAUCAUGAAGGUGAUUUCAACAAAGAUGCACAUGCCAGAGAUUGUGGUUGCCUAUGGGACCACAGAAAACAGCCCCGUCACCUUCAUGGGAUUCCCCACUGACAGCUUCACCAGAAGGGCCGAGACGGUGGGAUCCAUCUUGCCCCACACGGAGGCAAAAAUUGAGGAUCCAGAAACAGGGAAGCCUGUGCCUCUGAACAUUCCUGGGGAGCUUCAGGUCCGUGGCUACUGUGUCAUGCUGGGGUACUGGAAUGACUCUGCCAAAACGCGUGAAGUGAUCUCUGGUGAUAACUGGUACAAGACUGGGGACAUCGCGACCCUGGAUGAGCACGGCUACUGCAGAAUUAUAGGCCGCUGCAAGGACAUGAUUAUUCGGGGAGGAGAGAACAUCUACCCAGCAGAAAUUGAGCAGUUUCUCCACACCCACCCCAAGAUUGAGGAGGUCCAGGUGGUUGGAGUGAAGGAUUCGCUGAUGGGAGAAGAGAUCUGUGCUUGCAUCCGACUGAGAGCUGGGCAGAGCUGCGCAGCCGACGACAUUAAAGCUUUCUGCAAAGGGAAGAUCUCCCAUUUCAAGAUCCCGCGCUACAUCGUGUUUGUGAGUCAGUACCCACUCACUGUCUCAGGCAAGAUUCAGAAAUACAAGUUGAGAGAGCAGAUGGAGAAGCACCUUCAGCUCUGAGCUCAGGAAGGAGAAUAAAACAAGGGAUAAAUUGGACUCGCUGCAUCCAGCCUUACGUCUCCUUUUCACCCGUGCCUUGUGACAAGCAGUGGAGGGCUUCUCUCCCUGCCCUUGGACUGAUGGCACUUUCAUGCUUAUAGAACAGAGAGCCUUUUUUUUGCAGCUAGCUUUGUUUCUUUGCCAGAGGAAAUACUGCGGUGUGAGGAAAAGAUGCUUACUUCUGGAACUGUGUCCUGUUACUCUAAGACUUCACGAAGGUUGCAAAGUCUUGUUUCUCCUUGAGCAACUUGGCUUCAGCCAUUUCAGAGGGCUUUCUGGGCCUGAACAGAUGCUGGUAACAUACUGUUCCUAUUUCUACUGAUAUUUGAAGUCACAGCAGCCUCACCUGGUUAAUGCCUUCUCUGCUUGGGUGCUGCUGGGAUUCAUAGGGCGUACAAAUCACCCAGUGAAGUGAGCACUGAUAGACUUGAGAUGAAGGGCAGAGGCUUUAGGCAGAAAGGCUUUCCGUCAGAAGUGGCUCCCCACAGCUGGCUGGAAAUACCAGCCCUGUUCCCAGGCCUCCCAGGGGCCUUCUGACCAGCAAAUAAAAUUCUCCAGCACAGA